GUGAAGUAAACAAACUCACAAAACCACACUUACUCAAUCACUUUCUAUCUAUCUCCUCCGUCGCCGCAAACAGCGGCGCCACCACAAACCAGCGACUAAUUAAUUUAAAGGAAAUCGGAGGUUCUCAGUUGAUAAUGGCGGCUUCAACAACCACCGACGGUCCCGUCAUGAGUCUAAUCAACAAACGCCUCCGAGCCCUACGGAAAAAACUCAACCGAAUCACCGCCAUGGAAGAGUCACAAUCCCAAGGAAAACCACUCAACAAAGAACAAGAAGAAGUUCUUCGUUCAAAAUCCUCCGUUCUCGCUCUCAUUGACGAGUUCGAGAAGCUUCGUCAGCCUCUUUCAUCUGCCUUAACAGAAGAACUCGACCUCGCACUUCAAAACACACGCGAAACCCUACCUGAGAAUUCGGCGCCGGUAUCUGAACGAUUGAACGAAAGCCAAAACAAAAAUGGUGAUGUCGUUGAGGAUGUUAUCAAUUUGCUUUAUUUCGGUUCACUCUUUGAAGUGAAAUCGCAGAACGAUUUCACUUCUACGAUGCUUACGAGAACGCAUGAGCGUGGUUGUUGUUUGACUUAUGAUUAUGUUACUGAUGAUGCAACCGAUCUGCUCGGCGAAAAGGAUUUAGACUCGAUCUCGGCGUUGUUUGGGUUGUUGAUCUCCAGACCUGCUGAUUCGAGCUUUUCGCAUAAGAACGCACUUCGGAGAUGCAUUGAACAUGCUAAGUUGUGGAUUUCUAGGGCUGAACAACCUAUUGAUCCCAAUGUUGAUGUUACAUAUGCUGGUUUGAGGGAGAAGUUGAAUAAGAUUAUGUCUUCGGAGUACUUUACAACUACUCCUGAGAUGAAAGAUACGGUCGAAGUUGCUGCUGCUGCUGGAAAUUAUGCGUCUUUUCAGGUUCCGGUGCAUGGUUCUGUGGUUUCUGUUGAAGGUUCUGAUUCUCAGCCUGAGGAGAAGGAUGAAGGAACUGCAAAUUUUCAAGUACAAGGAUCUGGAGAUGAUCUGUCUGGCCCUGAUGGGGAGUUUCAGAAGGAUGAAGUAGAAGGAGAAAUUGCAGUGGAGGUGGUAUCGGUCCAACACGAGCAGCAGACGAAUCCGCAGGUGGAUAUGGAACACAAUCAACCAGAUGGAGAGGCAAUGGAGCAACAAUAUUACCCCAGGAGAGGUUAUCAGAAUCAAAGAGGUGGUCGUGGUGGAGGUGGUAGGAGGGGUUAUUCAAAUGGUCGUGGAGGUCGUGGUGGUGGUGGUGGAGGCAGAGGAGGAGGGUACCCGAAUGGCCGUAACCAAUUCAAUGAUCAGCCUGGAAAUUAUUAUCCAAGGAGCUAUUAUAACAACAACAGAGGAAGAGGAGGCAGAGGUGGUGGAUACUAUAACAACCAUGGUGCAGGUGGUCAAGUUAAUCAUGUUGCAGGUGAUGUUGGAGUGCAAUCUUGAUAAGUUAUGAGUUGUUGAUAGUAUUUGUUAUUAUAAUUGGGUGGAGGUGAACCUUUUUAUUCUCGUCUGGCAUGAAACAUGUUUUGAACAAUUUUGUUUGAUAACUUUCAACAUCCAGACUCCGCCAUUUUGUAGUCCAGUAGCUAGUUGACCUUGGUGUCCCAAAUCUUAACAGGAAGAAACUAUUCUGUGUUAUGUUCGUAAAUGUUAUAUUCUUAGACUUUUGGCGUUAGCAUUCAAA
Messenger RNA from Cicer arietinum (chickpea), 1677 nucleotides. RefSeq lists its product as uncharacterized. Lineage: Eukaryota; Viridiplantae; Streptophyta; Magnoliopsida; Fabales; Fabaceae. The record is from RefSeq and is a predicted model, not a curated record.